ACUGCGGAGGAUGAGCUCAGCUGACUGUCUGGCUGUUAUUAUGUCCGCCAACACCCAAACCCAGUGCGGCAAAACAGGCAAGUGGCGCUCAGCUCUGCAUCGUCUCUAAUGAGUGAGUGCGCAGGAAGAAACAUGAGUCACGAAUGAGGUCUGCAGCAGGAUGUCUUUUAAGAAGGAAACACCCCUGGCUAAUGCUGUGUUUUGGGCAGCGAGGAAGGGAAACUUGGCUCUACUUCAGCUGCUGCUCAACAGCGGGCGCGUGGACGCAGACUGCAGAGACAGUUAUGGAACGACGGCGCUGAUGGUGGCGUCUUACAGCGGCCAUUAUGACUGCGUCAAAGAACUUAUCAUGCAAGGAGCUGACAUCAACUACCAGAGGGAGACAGGAUCUACUGCCCUGUUCUUCGCCUCCCAGCAGGGAUACAACGACAUUGUGAAGCUCCUCUUUGAAUUCGGUGCCUCCACUGAGUUCCAGACGAAGGACGGUGGCACAGCUCUCACCGUCGCCUCCCAGUACGGUCACUCCAAGGUGGUGGACACUCUGUUGAAGAAUGGGGCCAACGUUCACGACCAGCUGAAUGAUGGUGCCACCUCUUUGUUUCUCGCUGCCCAGGAGGGUCAUGUGACUGUAAUUCGUCAGCUUUUGUCUUCCGGCGCCAAGGUUAACCAAGCCAGGGAGGAUGGCACCGCCGCCCUGUGGAUGGCAGCUCAGAUGGGUCACAGUGAGGUGGUGAGGGUGCUGCUGUUACGUGGUGCAGAUCGAGAUGCUGACAGACAAGAUGGAUCAACAGCUUUGUUCAAAGCAGCUUUUAAGGGACACAACAGCGUAAUCGAGGAACUUCUCAAGUUUUCUCCUUCAGUUGGACUUCUCAAGAAUGGCUCCACUGCCCUACAUGCUGCCGUUAUGGGGGGAAAUCUUCGAAGUGUUCUGUUGCUGCUUGAGGCCAACGCAGACCCCACACUCCCCAACAAGAAUAAUGAGCUCCCUGCAGAUCUUACAAAGAACGAUCGCAUACUAAAGCUGUUACAUCCAAAAAUUUUAAAUGGACACAGCUGAUGACCACCCAGACUCCUGCCUUCACGCCUGCCUGGUGACGUCUGCUGAGGGGAAAAUAAAACAAACAAUA
Molecule: messenger RNA, 1127 nt
Organism: Plectropomus leopardus (leopard coralgrouper)
Lineage: Eukaryota; Metazoa; Chordata; Actinopteri; Perciformes; Serranidae
Gene: ankrd29
Product: ankyrin repeat domain 29
Molecular function (GO): protein binding
Source: RefSeq, a predicted model, not a curated record